Molecule: messenger RNA, 1951 nt
Organism: Pistacia vera
Lineage: Eukaryota; Viridiplantae; Streptophyta; Magnoliopsida; Sapindales; Anacardiaceae
Exons: 3
Coding region: 145-1572 (475 amino acids)
Source: RefSeq, a predicted model, not a curated record
AAUUGAACUUUUUUCACCUCUUCCUGGUUAAAAAGGCAACAACAUGGUUGAGAUGUUUGUUUAUCAUUUAUUUAUUUCCAGCUUCCCCCUUUUCGAGCUUUUUCUACUGCCAAACUGACCUGUAACGUAUGAUUAUGCAGAGCCAUGCCAACGUUUACUGCUAUAGCUUUUGAUAGGCUAAUAGAACCUAGAGAGUCCAAAUCUGUUGACAUGCCAGUUCCCAAUUCAAAGCCGCCGUUUAAAUCAAAACCUGCUCCUCAUCCAAAUUCGAAGUUGGAGAGGAGAAAUAGUACUCCAGUGGUCAUUGGAAGGAAAGACAAUCGUCCUCCAAUAACACCAGCACUCUACACAACUCCUGAGCCGACUCCACUUCCUGAUUCACCAACUUCAUUCUCUCCUUCACCUUACAUUGUCAAUCACAAGCGGCGUGGGCCGCGGCUAGUGAAGAGUUUCUCGCAGGCUGAUGUGGCCUUAUGUGGAAAACCAGAAGAUGAAGGAAAGGUCAUUAAGAAUGCUACAAAAAAUGCUGAAACAAAGAGUGUUGAUUCAACCAAUGAUGCUUCUGUCUCUUUCACUAUUCCUGUACCGGUUGAAGGGGAACGCAAGAGUAAUGUCCAGAGUAGUCCUGCAAAGGAACUUGUGAAUGGUUUCCAUGAUGGUCCUACAGAAAAGGAGCAUGUGAAUGGUGUGCAUGAUGGUGAGCCUGGAAGCAGUAAUAGGCAACUUGAGAGCAGUAACAGGGGACUCCCAAGCAGUAGUGCGAUUAAUGCUUUUUCUGGGAAAAUUGAUGUGCCAAAGCUUAUUGGAUUCAAGUCAGAGAGUAAUAGUGAGUGUGAAGAUUUUUUUGAUCCACAGGAAUCAAUGAGUGUUGCAAGUAACACAGAUGGAGAAGAUAAUACCUGGGCAGAAAGUUCUGCAAAGCUUGCUACUCCGAAGGGAGAGUUUUAUGAUGCUUGGGAAGAGUUAUCAUCUGAUGGUGGGUCACAAUCUUUUCCUCGGGAUAUUGAGACUGAACUGCAUGAAGUAAGAUUGAGUUUACUCAUGGAAUUAGAGAAGCGAAAGCAAGCAGAAGAAGCUCUGAAUGAUGUGCGAAGUCAGUGGCAGGGGGUUAGGGAACAGUUAGCUCAUGCAGGAUUGACACUGCCUGCGGAUCCCACUGUUGUAGGGGAGGAUGGACAACUGAAUAUUAAUCUUGCAGAAGAGCUUUGCCAAAAACUUCAUCUUGCUCGAUUUGUAUCAGAAUCUAUUGGGAGGGGCAUUGCAAAGGCUGAGAUGGAGGCAGAAAUGGAAGCUCAGAUUGAAGCGAAGAACUUUGAGAUUGCCCGAUUGUGGGAUCGGCUUCACUAUUAUGAGGCAAUGAAUCGAGAAAUGUCGCAGAGGAACCAGGAAGCUGUUGAGAUGACACGGCGUAAUAGACAAAGAAGGAAAAGAAAGCAGAGGUGGGUUUGGGGCUCAAUUGCUGCUGCAAUUACCCUUGGCACUGCAGCCUUAGUAUGGUCUUACCUCCCAACAGGGAAAGAAUCAACUAGCAGUGAUCCUGGUGCGCCUGAGCAUGAUGAUGCAGCCAAGUAGUGAAUCAAAAAUUGAAGUUAGAUCUCAUGAAAAGAAGUAAUGAGAAUAAAAAGGUCAUACAUGCUACUUUGUGAAUAGCAAGGAUCUCUUGCUUUUAUCAGUUGCAAUUUUCCUGCUUGCAGAGGAUGUAUAUUACCAAUUAAAUAAUUCAAAUAUCUCAAGUUAUGCCCCUUACUGGCAAUCUUGGAGGUGCUGAAAUUCGAAUUCGAUAGCCCCGGUUAUCAAAUUAAUAUUUGUUUUGCUUUUGUGCGCUUUAAAGACCGCACAUGUUUGUUCACACACCCACAUACACUCGAAGCUUGAUGAUUUUGUUCUAUUUAGCCUCAGUGUUGUGGCUGUGACUUGAGGUGGCAAUCAGGUUUUGGUUAUUUGUGCAUUA